AACUUUUCCACGUAGCUUUAUCACCGGCAAUCGAACUUCGACCGACAAGCGCACUGUCGAAUGUAUAUAUAUAUAGUUUAUCAAAGAUUCACUCCUUAUUGAAAUCAAUUUAGCCACAACACGGACAUUCGAAAAUUUUCAGUUGGACGCUUUAGAAGUAUUGAGAAAAAAGUAUUGAUAUAUCGUUUAAAUGGGUGUUUUUAAAAUGAAGAUUUGUGUAGUGGCACUGGUGUUUCUUGUCGUUAUUGAAGACUCUCUUUUUGGCGAACAAUCUGUCGGCGAAUCAACCAUACCAUCAACAAGCACAACGACACCAUCACCUGUUAUACACCAUCACGGCAGUACUUCAACAGCGAUUAGGACACAAACAACCGCUCCUACUACGACGAGUACAAGUCAUCCUUCCACUCACUUGGACAAUACGCCUACGACCGCGAGCAUCAUCACAACCAAGGAAACAACAACGAAGCACACCACUGAACACGAAACCACCACGGAGCCCACAACAAACCCGAAUACGACUUCAACCGCGAGCAUCAUCACAACCCAGGAAACAACAACGGAGCACACCACUGAACAUGAAACCACCACGGAGCCCACAACAAACCCGAAUACGCCAACCACACCGAAAAUGACAUCACCGAGAACAACCACGACUGCGAAAUCCCCCAGCAAAUCCGGAUUUGACGGUGGCUCGUUCGGAGGCGGUGUCGGUCUGGGACUUGGAAUUGCUUUGGGGCUUUUUUGCGUCUACAGGUGCUAUGUCGCGUCCAAAAACAAGCGUCACGGUUACAGCAAAGCAUAUUAAAACCGUUGUGCACAUGACAGUUGAGAACGAGACACAUGUUGAAUUCAUGCUAGUUUGUUUUCUAAAAGUGUAAAUUACAUUACAAUUCAUUAUUUGAAAUUUACUGUUUAUUGACGUAUGUUGAUUCAUGUUACCUUGAGUGAGUGAUUUACAUGAUGGGCGUGGCUUCCCAUGUUUGAACGUGAAUUGGUCACAAUAAAUAUAAAGUUGAGACAUACAAUGGACUGUAAUGUAAGUGUAUCAUGGUAAAAAACAUAAUUUACUGUUGACUAAUUUAUUCGAUGAGUUCAUGAUUAUAUCUGUUUUUAUCCGUGUAGUUAUUAAACAAAAGAAGCUGGAAA
Molecule: messenger RNA, 1149 nt
Organism: Dreissena polymorpha
Lineage: Eukaryota; Metazoa; Mollusca; Bivalvia; Myida; Dreissenidae
Product: salivary glue protein Sgs-3-like
Exons: 4
Coding region: 191-808 (205 amino acids)
Source: RefSeq, a predicted model, not a curated record